AUGCCCACAGAACAAGCCCUAGGCUGGAUAUGGCCCAAAGAUCCGAGACCAGGAAACCCAAGCACCUGGCCCCGCCGCUGGCGCCUCUUCGACGUCCUCCGCAACAAAGGACCAGACAUUUACGUGGGCGUGAUCCGGCCCGCGAAGGGCCGCACAAAAGAAACGGCAAAAACAACAUUGAAAACGGACUGGGCGCGCUGGGAAGACGAGGAACUGGAUAAAUACGACACGCCGUUCUUCUGGGCGAGGCGCGGGGGAGGAGAGGUACGAUUUUCGACGACGGAAGUAUCUUAUCCCGGAUCAUGGGACUUGGAGUCGGGUGGAGUAUUGUGA
Molecule: messenger RNA, 333 nt
Organism: Penicillium argentinense
Lineage: Eukaryota; Fungi; Ascomycota; Eurotiomycetes; Eurotiales; Aspergillaceae
Exons: 1
Coding region: 1-333 (110 amino acids)
Source: RefSeq, a predicted model, not a curated record